This is a messenger RNA of Cololabis saira (Pacific saury), 3448 nucleotides long. RefSeq names its product microtubule-associated protein tau-like. The transcript is spliced from 17 exons. The record is from RefSeq and is a predicted model, not a curated record. Gene Ontology annotation, molecular function: microtubule binding. Gene Ontology annotation, cellular component: neuron projection. Bases 249 to 2021 code for a protein of 590 amino acids. Gene Ontology annotation, biological process: microtubule cytoskeleton organization; neuron projection development. Lineage: Eukaryota; Metazoa; Chordata; Actinopteri; Beloniformes; Belonidae.
GGCGGGGCCAGGGCCCCCGGAGCGGCUCAUUGUCGCUCCAGCUCCUCCACACACAAGGGUGUUAGUGGCUCAGCAGCUCUAAUCUCCAGAAGCUUUGCUGCCACCCCUUCUCCCUCUCUGUAGACAACAAGCUGGACCCACCUCACCAGCUCUGAACAGACACUCCAGCUCAACAACUCGAUCCAUCGUUGAAGACAGCUCUUCAACUCAGGUGAGCCGUCCCCUCCCCGGCGUCCCAGCAGGCAGGCAUGGCAGACGGCAGGCAGCCAGAUGAGCACUGGACCUCAAACGGCCAGGAGAACGGCGAGAACGGCUACUCCGCCUACAGCUCUGCCUACAGGGAGAACGGGUACCACGGUGCGGCAGCUGCACACCCAGGAACGACAGUGGAUGACUCAGCCAAUUUGCCUCCCUCCCCUCCCCCUUCUCCAUCCGCUGAGCAGAUUGGGCCCGUGGCACAAGAGGAUAAAGUAGAGGUUGACAGUCAACCGCAGGAUAAGGAGGCGGCUCCAGAGGAGCCCAGGAGUUACCAGGAGGAAGUGGCACAUGAGCAGCCAGGACACACGCUCUUAGAACAGACACAUUACUUAGCAGAGCCCCAGGCUUUGGGCUUCCAGCAAGUCCAGACACCUGAGGCCGUCAAUGGAGGAAGUCAUCAAAGUGAACACAGUCCGUCACAAAAAGGUGUGGAGCACCACCAGCCCCUCAGCGUGGCCCAGUCCAGGGAGAGACCCACUUCUCGACAAAGAAAGCCUAGCCCCACGAUGGGCAUUCUGUUAAAGAAGGCGGUGCAGCGCAGCGGGGGGUCCCACCACCACGGCCCCCGGCCCGGCUCUGCCUGCAGCCUUAAACGGAGCCCCCUGGUGGAGGCGGAGCUGUGGCCGGCCCGGCCCUCCUCCGCAUGCUCCCGCCCGCCCCCGCUGCCUUGCAAAUGGGCAGGGAAGGAGAGGUCUUACCGCAGCCCGGAGAAGAGAUCCUCCCUCCCCAGGCCGGCCAAGUCUCUGACUCGCCACAUCCCUGCGGCCGAGCAGGAAGACAACAGCACCCCCUCCAGGCCGACCUCGUUCCGUACAGACUCCAGAGGGGACGGCAGGUCUGGAAGAGCCGCUAGUAUGGCAGGCACAGACACGGCCCGGUCCCGGUCGGUGCGCAGCGGCGCCUCCACCCCGGGCUCCUCGGCCGUCACGCCCGGCACCCCGCCCAGCUACUCCUGCCGCACCCCGGGCUCCCGCACGCCCGGCAGCCACACGCCCAAGUCCUUCAGCGUCCUCCAGGAGAAGAAGGUGGCCGUGAUCCGAACCCCGCCCAAGUCGCCUUCCUCCGUGCAGAGGCAGCUGAAGGUCCUGAACCAGCCCCUGCCCGACCUGAAGAAUGUAAAGUCCAAGAUCGGGUCCACCUCCAACCUGAAACACCAGCCUAAAGGCGGACAGGUUCAUAUUUCACACGAGAAGCUGGACUUCAGUCAUGUUCAGUCAAAGUGCGGCUCCAAGGAUAAUCUGAAGCACGCGGCCAGAGGAGGCAAUGUCAUGAUUCCAAGUGUUAAGCUGGACUUUAGCCACGUUCAGUCCAAAUGUGGCUCCCUGGACAAAGUCCACUACACGGCCAGCGGUGGACACGUUCAAAUCCAGAGCAAGAAGAUUGACCUAAGCCACAUCACCGCCAAGUGUGGCUCCAUGUCCAACAUCCACCACAGACCAGGAGGAGGACACGUGCGCAUUGAGAAUGUGAAGCUGGAUUUCAAAGACAAAGCUCAAGCCAAGGUGGGCUCCCUGGAUAACACCUGCCACAUGCCCGGAGGGGGGAACAUCAUGAUCGAGAGCCACAAGCUGAGCUUCCGCGAGGGCGCUAAAGCUCGCGUGGACCACGGCGCGGAGAUCGUGGUGACCCACUCCCCUGGGGUGGAGAUGGGCGGCACCUCCCCCCGCCAGUCCUCGGCCGGCAGCAUCAACAUGAUGGAGUCGCCCCAGCUGUCCACGCUGGCGCAGGACGUCACGGCCGCGCUGGCCAAGCAGGGCUUAUGAGCGCCCGGGGAAAUGCACCGUAACCCCCUUCCCUUCGCUGUCACUCUCUCAAAACCAUCUUGUGUCCCCAUGGUCCUCCACGGCAACGUGACCCCGUCCCCCAACGUGACCCCCGACCUCCACCCCCUGCAGGUUCUACGGUUGACAUCGGCUGACUUCCUUCAGCCAGCCCUUCCAGUCCAAUUUUAAAAACUGAAUUGUGCACAAAAAUCUUCACUCUUCAAAAAAGGGAAACCCUCUUAUUCUUGUUUUUUUUCCUUCAUUCACUGAAAUAAGGACUUUUCUGCUUUGUUAAGGAAAAACAAAAAAAGAAAAAAGGCUUAAAGCUUGUCUAAGAAGGCGGUUUUUAACGAUUGUACGAUGAUUUUCGUGUCUUGUGCGUGAAAAGGCAUCAGCGCACUCCACUUGAAUGGGGACACACUGAAUUGCGUCCGUGCGGGAGUUCUACGGUACCGGUUUGCUCCGAGAAAAUUAAUGCUUGUCUUAAAGUGUGCGAGAGACUUCGUGUAACUGACCUGCUAAAGAAUGGCUGAGGAAACGGGCGUGAUUGCGAAAAAAUGUGUCAUUUUGAACAUAAAAUCCUCUUUGUUUCAAAUAUUGGAUUUGUAAUGUUCUUGAAUUGUGUUUGUUCUCUUGUUUUCUUUUUAUAUAUAAAUGUCACUGUAGUGUUACGGUUUUGUACGUUUCCCUGUGGCUGUUCUGGCCCGUUAGCAUUUAAAUGUGGACAACCAUUGCUGUUGUGUAAGCGCGAAACGGCUAGCUUUCCAAUAGAUUUUUUUUUUAUUUUCUAUUUUAAUCUUCACAGCAAAUGAACGGCUGUCUGUUUUCUGUUCGACUUAACUAGCGCUGUAAUUUUACAAGGCUACGCAAUGCUAUAAUGCUGGCAUGGCAAAUACGUGACGAAAUAACGUAGAUUUAUCCGCAGCUUUCCGAAGCUCUUUAUUAGCGCAAGUAUCGGAUCCCGCGACGUCUCCUAAUUUUUAUUUUUUAUUUUCAUUUUUGCAAAGCCUUCGUUGUACGGUGUAUUUGAACGAGUAAAAGGCCCUAAGUUUGUGAGGAUGUAACUGUAAAGUAUGAAGCUUUAUACAAAAACAUUCCAGUUGAAAGAGUGGCGAGAGCGCGAUAGAGUGGGCGUUCCCCACAAGCGUUUCCUGUUAGGAAGGAUGAAAGCAAAACUCUUCUGUUAGGAAGGAUGAAAGCAAAACUCUUCUAGCAUAAUCUCUGCAGAACCUUUGUGAAAGCCCCGUCUGCUACUCCUCCAGUGUUUUUUCUGUGCUUCCUCUCCUCCAGCCCCCGUUUCUUGCCUGUGUAAGUGUAUUUAAAAGACAAUGUAGAUGUGUGUGCACACUUUUCCCAUGUUUGAGAUGUACUGGUGACAAACGCUCCUACAGGACGACGACAACAUAAAUAAAGAGAAUUAAAAAAGG